Molecule: messenger RNA, 1385 nt
Organism: Pteropus alecto (black flying fox)
Lineage: Eukaryota; Metazoa; Chordata; Mammalia; Chiroptera; Pteropodidae
Gene: DHRS1
Product: dehydrogenase/reductase 1
Exons: 9
Coding region: 202-1128 (308 amino acids)
Source: RefSeq, a predicted model, not a curated record
UCCCCUCCACGCCGCCCGCUGAAACCCAGCCAGAGCGCGUACUUGCACCCCGCCCCGUACUCUGACUCAGCAGUAGUCACCUUGUCCCGCCCGUGAAGCCGGAAAGUUCGCGAUUCCGAUAGCUUUGCGAGCGAGGUGGAGAGGGGACUUCAGAGACAGCACAGGUGGCAAGUAAAGAUUUCACCCCUUUGCUUGUGAGUCAUGGCAGCUCCCAUGAAGAGCCAAGUGUGCGUGGUGACUGGUGCUUCCAGAGGUAUUGGCCGUGGCAUCGCCUUACAGCUCUGCCAAGCAGGUGCCACAGUUUACGUGACUGGCCGACAUCUGGACACACUGCGGGCCACUGCUCAGGAUGCACAAUCCCGAGGGGGGCGGUGUAUACCUGUGGUGUGCGAUUCAAGCCAGGAGAGUGAAGUGCGAAGCCUCUUUGAGCAGGUGGCUCGAGAACAGGGGCGUCUGGAUGUGCUGGUCAACAAUGCCUAUGCAGGGGUCCAGGCAGUCCUGAACAACAUUAAUAAAGCAUUCUGGGAAACACCUGCCUCCUUCUGGGAUGAUAUCAACAAUGUUGGACUCAGAGGCCACUACUUGUGCUCGGUCUAUGGGGCACGGCUGAUGGUACCAGCUGGCCGGGGGCUCAUCGUGGUCAUCUCCUCCAUUGGGGGGCUGAAAUAUCUAGCCAAUGUCCCCUACGGCGUCGGUAAAGCUGCGUGCGACAGGUUGGCUGCUGACUGUGCCCUCGAGCUGCGGCGUCAUGGGGUCAGCUACGUGUCUCUUUGGCCAGGAUUGGUGCAAACAGAACUGCUGAAGGACUAUUUGAGGAACAAUGACAAUGCUGAAGAUUCUCUGCUUAAGCAGUUCUCGUCUGCGGAGACCACAGAAAUGAGCGGAAAAUGUGUGGUGGCUUUGGCAACAGACCCCAAUAUCUUGAGCCUGAGUGGAAAGGUACUGCCAUCCUGUGACCUUGCUCGACGCUACGGCCUUCGGGAUGUGGAUGGCCGCCCCGUCUGGGACUAUUUGUCUUUGAGCUCUGUUAUCUCCCACGCCUCUAGCCUGGGCUGGCUGGCCUCCUACUUGCCUGGCUUCCUUCGUGUGCCCAAGUGGGUUAUGACUCUCUACACUAGCAAGUUCUAACAUUCUUGGCCUGAUGUCACCACCCUGCUUGUCUUUUCAGUUGGCCUGGGUGGUUGGGCCUGUCUUAGUGGAACAAGGCAGCCUUUCCCGCCUUGCCCUUGAUUCAAAGAGAAAGACUCUGCUACGUGUCCUGGGUAGGUCCUGGGGACCCUGUAGAUCCUUAUUUGUGCCUUGGUUUUCCUUACCCCUGCAUUUUACUUUUUGCCUUCCUAUCGAAAAAUGCUCUGGGUACUAAUAAAGGUCUCAUUUCUCCUUCA